UGAAGCUAAAUGGUGGCCGCCACGUCCAGGGGAUACUGCGGGGCUUCGAUCCCUUCAUGAACCUCGUCAUCGAUGAGUGUGUGGAGAUGGCGUCAGGAGGACAGCAGAACAACAUCGGCAUGGUGGUGAUCCGAGGAAACAGCAUAAUUAUGCUGGAAGCCUUGGAACGAGUCUAG
Messenger RNA from Pterocles gutturalis (yellow-throated sandgrouse), 176 nucleotides. It is a transcript of the gene SNRPG, whose product is annotated as small nuclear ribonucleoprotein polypeptide G. Gene Ontology annotation, cellular component: U4 snRNP; catalytic step 2 spliceosome; P granule. NCBI's taxonomy places the organism in Eukaryota, Metazoa, Chordata, Aves, Pterocliformes, Pteroclidae. The annotation marks the transcript as partial. Gene Ontology annotation, biological process: spliceosomal snRNP assembly; mRNA splicing, via spliceosome. The transcript has 2 exons. The record is from RefSeq and is a predicted model, not a curated record. Gene Ontology annotation, molecular function: RNA binding.